AAGAUUUGGUUUAUUAUGCUUACAUAAUAGUCUUUAAUUAAAAACUAUAAGAGCAGGAUAAUAUGAUGUACCGUUAUUUACAUUACCAUGAAAUUUGGUAUAUUUAUUUAUAAAAAAUAUACCAGCAAUUAACAAACACACUUCAGAGUGCACACUUACAAACUCUGAGUGAUACACACAUUUUGUAUCUACGAGAAGUUUUCUACUAUCAAAUAUUAUUUAACCAAUUAUAUUUAAGAAUGUUUAUUCGUAAAUUGUUGAAUGUACGCUCACAGUGUCAUCUUAAUCUCAGACGCUGGGCCAGUACAGAUCCACUCAGCUUUAAGAAUGAGAAGCUACAAUCGUACCUUGAAUCGUUACGCCAAGAAUAUUAUUCACUUCGAGUAAAUGCAGCCGGCAACAACAAUUCACGCCUUGCUCGAUUAGAUGGUGUCGUCAAUGCACUGGAACAGCACCGAGCAUUGCAGCGUAACAUCACAUCAGACGAGGACAUGGCUGCGGAGAAGGAUGAGGAUAUGCGGGCACUGAUGCAAGAAGAAAAUAAUGUGUACACCGAUCUGUUGCAGAAACAGGAAGACGCAAUGCUCAAGGAGCUACUAACUCUCUCAGAUGAUAAGUUGUAUCCGGCAUUGAUAUUCGAGGUUAAUGCUGGUGCCGGCGGGCAAGAGGCCAUGCUGUUUGCCCAUGAACUAUACAACAUGUAUAUUAGCUACUUUGAUUACAUGGGCUGGCAGUAUGAAGAAUUUGCUCACGAGACUACAGACAUUGGAGGCCUGCGGCAUGCUAAUCUGCUGGUCUACGGCACUGAGGCUUAUCAGUGGCUGCGCUACGAGGCGGGAGUGCAUCGGGUGCAAAGAGUGCCGGCCACAGAAAAAUCUGGACGCAUUCACACGAGCACUGCUUCCAUUGCAGUCAUUCCUAGGCCAGCUGAUGCUCAUGUCCAUAUUGCGGAGCGAGAUCUUAAGAUUGAAACAAAGCGCGCGAGUGGCGCGGGUGGACAGCACGUAAAUACUACCGAUUCGGCGGUGCGCAUAGUGCAUUUACCUACGGGCUUGGCUGUGGAGGCUCAAUCUGAACGCUCGCAGCUCAAGAACAGAGAAUUGGCAAUCAAACGACUGCAUGCCAAGCUUAUGCAGCAGCAACUCGAGAGCGCAGAGGCGAGCACACAAGCAACGCGCAAGGCUCAGCAGGGCAAUCAGAAUCGUAAUGAGAAGAUUCGUACAUACAAUUUUGUGCAGGAUCGUGUGACAGAUCAUCGAGUGCAACAUGGCGGCACACAGCACAAUUUAAGUGGUUUCCUUGAUGGCGGACAACAGCUAAGCGGACUCAUCGAACGCCUGCAGCUGGAGCAUCGGCAAUCCAAGCUUGUGGCGUUGUUGGAAACGUGGUCUGCCGAUAAGAACUGAAACAUUGUUUAUAUACUAUUAAUUAAAUUGUUAGACGAUU
Molecule: messenger RNA, 1446 nt
Organism: Drosophila nasuta
Lineage: Eukaryota; Metazoa; Arthropoda; Insecta; Diptera; Drosophilidae
Gene: mRF1
Product: mitochondrial translation release factor 1
Exons: 1
Coding region: 240-1406 (388 amino acids)
Biological process (GO): translational termination
Molecular function (GO): translation release factor activity
Source: RefSeq, a predicted model, not a curated record